GUAGUAGGUGGACGUCGCACUGAUACUGGUCGCUUAGGAGCUUUCAUCACACGGGUCAAACCAGGAAGCGUGGCGGACACAAUAGGAAGACUUAGAGCUGGUACACAAUUCUUAAAGUCAGAUCCAGCAUUAGCAAAGCUAUUGUUCGUAGGAGACGAAGUCCUCGAAUGGAAUGGGCAGGCUCUCCAAAACGCAACAUUCGAUCAAGUAUACGAGAUCAUUUCGGCCAGCAAGCAAGAGUCGCAUGUAGAGAUUAUUGUCAGCAGAUCGGCGAGGUAG
Messenger RNA from Cylicostephanus goldi, 279 nucleotides. The record is from the annotation of a GenBank genome assembly. Lineage: Eukaryota; Metazoa; Nematoda; Chromadorea; Rhabditida; Strongylidae.